AUGUUCCUCCACCAAUUUGCUGUUCUUGAGCUACCUCCUUCAAUCAAACUCAACGUCAAACACAUUGAUUACACUUCCCAAACUGUUCAGCUCUAUGAUCCUCAUGGUUGCCUCUCUCUGCAUCUCCCUAGUCUCACUCUUCCUCCUCCUUCCCCUUUCCAGCUGCAAGCCAGCUUGUUUCUUGAUGAUGAUGAUGAUGAUGACUUCACUGUCUUCAAUUGCUCACAGCCGAAAAGCUCCGAGGACGUGAAAUUAAUCUCAACUUGCCAGCGCAGAUCUACCUAUCACGUAUAUGCCAUUUCAUCAAGUGCAUACAUCAGACAAUUUCAGUUGCUGUCUUGCACCAAAGUAUUUAACAUUUCAUCCGUCCCAGGGAAGAUAUUUAGAGAUGAUUACAGUCUUCAUCUGAAGUGGUCUAAUCCUAGGUGUAAACAUUGCGAAUCAUCGGGAAGAAGGUGCAGGUUCAAGAAUAGCAGCAUUAGUAAUGAAACUGCAUGCUUUGAAAUAGGUAUGAUCUGGUCUACUUUCUCAACAAAUCCAAAUGUCAGACCAUACCAUGGAUUCAUUCAUAUAAUUGUCGCUUCUAAUAGAUAUACAAAUUCACAUGAACAUGGAAAGCAUUAA
Molecule: messenger RNA, 624 nt
Organism: Neltuma alba
Lineage: Eukaryota; Viridiplantae; Streptophyta; Magnoliopsida; Fabales; Fabaceae
Product: RING-H2 finger protein ATL22-like
Exons: 1
Coding region: 1-624 (207 amino acids)
Source: RefSeq, a predicted model, not a curated record